UCAGACACACAGACUCUGAACCGACUGUGGUCUGUGGAUAAGACUGUUUCCAACCUGACUGAGUCCCAAAGCUCCACCCAGCAGCUGUCUAAAGAGACAGCUAAAGAUGUUCAGAGACUCAAGUUUGCUGUGGAGAGCAACAAGGACCAGCUGACCUCAGUAUCUGAGGCUCUGAAGCAGCUGUCAGUUCUGGAAACUCUCAGCAGGACAGUGGCCAACCUCAAAUGUACCCUGGAACGCUUCAUGAGCAACGGACUGCGCUUCAUCUGCCAGAGACACACCCAGUCCACCUGAAGUCCCCCAACAGGUCUUCAUCUGCCAGAGACACACCCAGUCCACCUGAAGUCCUAUAACAGAUCUUCUUCUGCCAGAGACACACCCAGUCCACCUGAAGUCCCCCAACAGGUCUUCAUCUGCCAGAGACACACCCAGUCCACCUGAAGUCCCCCAACAGAUCUUCAUCUGCCAGAGACACACCCAGUCCACCUGAAGUCCUCCAACAAGUCUUCAUCUGCCAGAGACACACCCAGUCCACCUGAAGUCCCCAAACAAGUCUUCAUCUGCCAGAUACACACCCAGUCCACCUAAAGUCCUCCAACAAGUCUUCAUCUGCCAGAUACACACCCAGUCCACCUGAAGUCCUCCAACAAGUCUUCAUCUGCCAGAUACACACCCAGUCCACCUGAAGUCCUCCAACAGAUCUUCAUCUGCCAUCUCAGUGUCUCUGCUGUGUCCACAGUGUCUCUGCUGUGUCCACAGUGUCUCUGUUGUGUCCACAGUGUCUCUGAUGUGUCCACAGUGUCUCUGUUGUGUCCUGAGUGUCUCUGCUGUGUCCACAGUGUCUCUGCUGUGUCCACAGUGUCUCUGCUGUGUCCACAGUGUCCCUGCUGUGUCCACAGUGUCCCUGCUGUGUCCUCAGUGUCUCUGAUGUGUCCUCAGUGUCUCU
Austrofundulus limnaeus is the source of this 946-nucleotide messenger RNA. RefSeq names its product C-type lectin domain family 10 member A. Lineage: Eukaryota; Metazoa; Chordata; Actinopteri; Cyprinodontiformes; Rivulidae. The record is from RefSeq and is a predicted model, not a curated record.